Dendronephthya gigantea is the source of this 603-nucleotide messenger RNA. RefSeq lists its product as uncharacterized. NCBI's taxonomy places the organism in Eukaryota, Metazoa, Cnidaria, Anthozoa, Malacalcyonacea, Nephtheidae. Bases 107 to 544 code for a protein of 145 amino acids. The transcript is spliced from 6 exons. Gene Ontology annotation, biological process: Wnt signaling pathway. The record is from RefSeq and is a predicted model, not a curated record.
UAUGCGAUAGUCAAAGGUUUAUGUAAUGAGUCAUAUGCAUCUAAUAUACAUGUUUUUAUUCGUGAAAUGCUGCGAUAUUGAUGCAGGAUGAAUAAUCUGAAACCAAAUGGCUGCAAAGAAAACAUCUAGAGAGGCUGAAGACUUGGGAAAUCAUGGAAACAAAGUAGUGAAAUCAAAAAGGAGGUUGCGAGAUGAUUGUGAGAAAGAAUUGUCACAAGUAGAUUGCAAGUUAAAGGAGGUUCUUGCUAAGGAAUUAUCCGACUAUCUUGACAGAACUUUAGAAGAAGUGCAAGUCUGUGGAGGACUUCCAUGCAUUAAUUUUGUGGAAGAAGAUGAUUUUCAGUUGUUUUCAAGCCAUCGACAACCAAGUUCAACAGCAAUUGUUGAUGAAAAGCAAAAGUGCCUUAUCCAAGAUACUAGAGCUGAUAUGAGUGACAGUUCAAGCAGUGAAGAUGAUGAAACUACUGCAAGAUUGAAAGAAGCCGCAGUUUCUGCAAAAGAUAUUUUGGGAUUGACAUUCAAUUGUGACCAAAAAUCUGUGUGACUCCCAAAGCCAUAGCCAUAUACAUUCACCAAAAUGGGGAGUUUAUGAUAUAUACUAUA